Molecule: messenger RNA, 540 nt
Organism: Striga asiatica
Lineage: Eukaryota; Viridiplantae; Streptophyta; Magnoliopsida; Lamiales; Orobanchaceae
Source: the annotation of a GenBank genome assembly
GAACGGCGGCCUCGGAAGCCGGCGAGCGAAGGGGAAACCGCUGGUAAAGUAGAUACAUUUACUGGGGAGGAGCGAUUUGGGGGGGCUAGGAUUAAAAUCACCAAGCUUUUGCGGUUCUUGCAGCAGCCACUAACCGGUCCUCAUGGGUAUGCCAUGCUUACAGGGACUAUGAUUUGUGCCCAAUGCAAGGAUGGCCAGGUUUUCCUUUUCGAUUAUCUGUUAAAUGGAAUUAAAGUGACAAUGACCUGCCCGGGCAGUGACGAGCAGCUAACAAUGUCGAGAGAGGAGACGACUAACUAGUUAGGCAACUACGCCAUGAGGUUGGAUGGCACACCCAACUUGAGCAGCUGCUAUGCCCAGGUCUCGGGCAAAGGUCCGCCCGAGCAGUUAUGGCACACCCGACUUGAGCGGCAACCACAAACUUUUGUAAUUUUAUGUGUCAUCCAGUGUUUUAAAAUGCGUAUAGCGUAAUGUAUCGCAUUUUGGUCUUUAUACUGCGUAUCAUAAAUAGCGUUACGAAAACUAUUUGGGUAUGAAAAA